AUGAACAUCAAAAAGUUGCUUCAAGAUCAUCUUCCCUCAACCACUGCAGAUACCUCGAGUCGCAUUGUCAAAGCGAUUCCCCGAAGUACGCAAGGAACUCGCGACAAUGCUGACCGUAAGAAGAUCCACGAGUACCUCUUCCGCGAGGGUGUACUCGUGGCCAAGAAGGAUUACAACCUUCCCAAACACUCCGACAUCGACACCAAGAACCUCUACGUCAUCAAGGCUUGCCAGUCUCUCACUUCGCGCGGCUACGUCAAGACCCGUUUCUCCUGGCAAUACUACUACUACACCCUGACCCCCGAAGGCCUCGAGUACCUCCGCGAAUGGCUCCACUUGCCCGCUGAAAUCGUGCCCGCCACUCACAUCAAGCAGCAGCGCUCCCACGCUCCUCCUCGUGGCAUGAUGGGCGGUGAAGGUGAACGCGAGCGACGCCCUGGUGGCCGCGGUGAACGUGGUGACCGUGGCGACCGUCCUCCUCGUGGUGAUGGUGGCUACAGACGCCGUGAGCAGGGUGAGGGUAAGGAGGGUGGCGCCCCUGGUGACUUUGCUCCUUCUUUCCGUGGUUUCGGUCGCGGACGCGGUGCUCCACCAUCCUAG
Uncinocarpus reesii 1704 is the source of this 600-nucleotide messenger RNA. Its product is annotated as 40S ribosomal protein S10-A. The transcript is spliced from 4 exons. The coding region runs from base 1 to 600 and encodes 199 amino acids. Gene Ontology annotation, cellular component: cytosolic small ribosomal subunit. Gene Ontology annotation, molecular function: RNA binding; structural constituent of ribosome. Lineage: Eukaryota; Fungi; Ascomycota; Eurotiomycetes; Onygenales; Onygenaceae. The record is from RefSeq and is a predicted model, not a curated record.